ACUUGGAUAAAAAUAUGUCUUCAGGACUGAGGGUCUUAUUUAGCUAGCAAUAUUGAACCGAAUAUCGAGGAAUAUGAUUUCCAAUCGUGGACAAGGCACAUUAACCCAUUGUAGACCAUUGGGUAUUACUUUGAAUAACAUCCCUAGUUUUGGUUUGGCUCUCUCGCUCUUUGAAAGUUUUAUCUAAGAAAAAAUUUUUCAAGGCAUGAGACCGCCGAGACCCAGCAAUUUCAUCACCAAUCACAUUUAUCUGUCCCACAACAACGACUACGAUCGCAACGUAGAGAAGCUAUGCGAACGCGCCACGCUCCAUAACAAGCGAGUGAUGCUCAUCACAAGCCGAAAAUACCCUUUGCCGAGGGAGCACGAUGGCCGCCAGACCGCCGCCAAGGGUCGCAUCAGUGUUUGCCGCCUGAUUGACAUCGAGGCGACGCCGCAACAAUUGCUGGACCUCCAUGACGGAUACCAGCCGUUCCACGGCCUUCCAGAUCUCAUCAUCUUUGAUUUGCAUUCCAUAAUUGCGGAGGUGCUGCAGCGGCCCGUGAUGCAGCAGUGCUCCACCGACAAGCUGGUGCGCCACAUUGCCAAAUGUUCGGCCGCCUUUGCAAAUUAUCGCGAGCUCGUCUGCAACGAGUGGCUCGUGGCCGGCGAGGGCGGCAAGUCAGUGACUGAAAAUGGGUCCCAUGGAGUGGACACCAUAGUGGUCAUGUCGCAGGAGUCAUAUCCCAUGACGCCGGCCCAGUUCAAGCUGCUGAUGGGUCUCUAUUUCUGGGGCAACGAAUGCUACACAAGCUUCUCCAAGCUGUCGGCCCAGAUCUCGAUCUCGCAGGGACUAACCACCUAACCGGAUGGAAUGUAUGGCACUGUACACCGAAAGUGCCUUGGACGCUACCCCGUGUCGUCCGUUCUGUUACCCAAACAGAAUCGUCUUAAAAACUAGUUCCUUCAACAAAAACAUACUCGUACAUAUCCCCUACAGCGUCAGUUUUUGAAGCAGAAGUAGCAUAUACUAUAUACAUUAUAUACAUACUCGUAGAUAUUUACACCUCGAGAAAAACCUACAUGGCAUCCAUGCAAACUGUUUAUAUGAAAACCACUUGAAUCGAAUGAUCGAUUGGAGGCCCAAGACUUGAAAACUUUAAUCUAAACAUUAAAAUUACCAAAAGCUAAAAAUGUAUGAUAGUGUAACUGUUAUAUAUAUUUAUCCGCCAUAUAUAUACACAUGUACAUCUACUAUAAAUUCCAAUUAAAAUCUCAAUAUUUGCAGAUAGUA
Drosophila persimilis is the source of this 1273-nucleotide messenger RNA. RefSeq lists its product as uncharacterized. The transcript is spliced from 3 exons. The record is from RefSeq and is a predicted model, not a curated record. Lineage: Eukaryota; Metazoa; Arthropoda; Insecta; Diptera; Drosophilidae. The coding region runs from base 206 to 844 and encodes 212 amino acids.